AUGACACAAACGACGCCUGCCCACCACCGACUGGCACACGACUCGGACGAGUACAAGGCCGCAUUGGCCAGCUCCAUGCGCUGGGACGCAGACAGGCAGGAGCCGUACCUCCAGCUGCCCAACUUCCCACAUAUCCGCAUCACACCCUUCCGCGAGGGGAUCGAGGAUGAGCUUGUAACGCUGUUCAACCACCCCGAGGUCGGGAAGCGGCUGUACUCGUUGCCGUACCCCAUGCCCAAGUCAUUCGCCGAGGCGUGGGUCGAGAAGGACUUGCCAGAGCACCGGGCUAUCAUCUCAGCAAUCACCGAGCACGCCGCGUCGCUGGACGCCGACAAGCCCAUUAUCCCACGCCCCGGGGCUCCGCUGCUCAACGGCUCGCCGUUCAAGACGGUAUGGGACACGGAACAGGGGCGUAUCAUUGCCGAUAUCAAGUACGCGAUCGACACGGAGAACGAGGAUGGAAGCAAGAAGACCGAGGAGGACGCGUACGCCGCUCCGCGCGACCAGCACAAGUACGAGCUCGGCUACGUGCUCGAGCCGGCCGCGUGGGGCAAGGGCCUCGCGUCAGAGAUUGUCGGCGCGAUCGUGUACGGCUGGGGCGAGGUGUGGGUGCGGCCUGGGAAGGUCGCCGCGUACGCCGAGACGAACAAUGUUGGCAGCGGGCGCGUUCUCCUCAAGAACGGCCUGACAAAGGUCAGGGAGUUUGAAGAAAAGUGGCCUGAGCACAAGGGUGGGGAGGUGAAACACGUUGGGUACUAUGAGCGGGUGGCAUGA
Vanrija pseudolonga is the source of this 774-nucleotide messenger RNA. RefSeq lists its product as uncharacterized. Lineage: Eukaryota; Fungi; Basidiomycota; Tremellomycetes; Trichosporonales; Trichosporonaceae. The record is from RefSeq and is a predicted model, not a curated record. Bases 1 to 774 code for a protein of 257 amino acids. Gene Ontology annotation, molecular function: acyltransferase activity, transferring groups other than amino-acyl groups. The transcript has 3 exons.